This is a messenger RNA of Dothidotthia symphoricarpi CBS 119687, 1974 nucleotides long. Its product is annotated as kinase-like protein. Gene Ontology annotation, cellular component: IRE1-TRAF2-ASK1 complex. NCBI's taxonomy places the organism in Eukaryota, Fungi, Ascomycota, Dothideomycetes, Pleosporales, Dothidotthiaceae. Gene Ontology annotation, molecular function: protein serine/threonine kinase activity; ATP binding; RNA endonuclease activity. Gene Ontology annotation, biological process: protein phosphorylation; IRE1-mediated unfolded protein response; intrinsic apoptotic signaling pathway in response to endoplasmic reticulum stress. The transcript has a single exon. The coding region runs from base 1 to 1974 and encodes 657 amino acids. The record is from RefSeq and is a predicted model, not a curated record.
AUGCAUCAAAGCACAAACUCCCCAUGGGGCAAACCAGCGGUGGAUUACCCUAAACCCCAAUACAGCCUCUCACAUACCGUGUCGAUGGUCAACCUGCAUGAAGAAGCUGCGUGGUACGCGAAUCGAGGACCGACCUCCCCCACGGCCUCAUCCGCUUCGAGCACUAGCAGAACUACUACACCGACCACGAUAAACAACAAUCCAUGGUCCAACAUCGUCGCGAGUCCAGAUUCAAACUCAACAACCUCAACACAGUCAGCUGGUUCGUCGCCCCGAGACAGUCCAAACCGUACCCCAGAGCAUGUAAGUCGGUCGACUACACCCGUAGCGCCGCAACCCAUAAGACCAUACAAUGUUGUAGCAGGAUUUGCGCCAUUAUCGCCCGCGCUUUCAUCAUCUGGAGACUCGUACAAGAGUUUUGAGUAUCCAGGCCCUUUAAUGUCUGCCUUUCCAGGCUCCCCAAAUCCGUACCGACAACCUGUGGUACCUCUCACACCGUUAGUAAACGGGUUCAUCAACACUUCUGUUUUAUCUUCACAGGGCCAGUCGCUGUCCGGCUGGUUCUACGAACUGUGUCGCAAGCAGGGGUGGGACGGCGGGCUGGUCAAGAAAAUUUGGCAAUGGACACUGUCCAAUCCGAGAGUCGCCAUCCUUCUUUUUGUGUGUGACGAUGUGUCUUCGUGGAGACAGGCAGCAUUUUUCGAUCUCAGAGAUGAAAGUUUACCAUUUCCCGAGGACCGUCUUCAAGGCAUCGUGGCAGAUGCCCGUAAGCUUGUGUCGGAGCAAUGGCGAGCCACAUCGAAGGAGCUCCCAUUAACCGGAGGCCAUGUAGAUUUUGCAGUACGCGAGACUGUUCCGCUGCAGCAUGUUGGGCUUAUCCGAACGUCUAGAAACUCUGAGAAGAGUGUAGACAAAGUUCGAGUGUUGGGCAGCAAUGAUGACCGCAUUCUGGUACGAAAGCGCUUCAUCACCACGCGGCCUUCUCAAAAGGCUGCCGUGUUGGAACAGAUCAAGAAAUUCCAGCAGUACGAACACAAAAACAUCGCUAAGAUACUCUGCUCGUACGCACAGCCAAGUCACAUCGGCAUCGCCACAGACACAGCCCAGUACAGCUUAGACGAGUAUCUAGCACUGCCAGGCCACGAUUCGAGCCGCUCAAAGGUACUAGUAGACUGGAUGCACGACCUGGCCUCAGCCCUUGAAUACCUCCACUCCCAAUCAAUAUGCCACCGUGGCAUCCGACCGCGCAAGAUCCUAAUCGACGGCCCCCGAAUCUUCUUCGCGCCCUUCGAAAUCGGCCACAGCAGCGACAACUUCAGCCCCACCAUAGCCACAUCGCAGCGCCUCGACCAACUGCAGACCUACUUCCAAGACCAAGCCUACAUCUACGCGGCGCCCGAAGCAAUCGUCUCCCGCGGCAAGCGCAUGGCCGACGUCUUCUCCCUCGGCUGCGUCCUCCUCUCCAUGAUGACAGUCGCUCAAAACCAAUCCGUAGCAAGCUUCGCCCAGUACCGCGCAGGCUCCUCCCAAGACGCAUCUUUCCACGCACACCUCGACCGCGUCGCCAGCUGGCGCAAUCGCCUGCACGCCGCUAGCACCUCCGGGCUGCGCAACGGCAACAUCGGCUCUGGCCGGCGUAUGCGCCAGCUCAAAGCCGAAGCAGAAUGGCUCAGCAUCAUUGAGAAGAUGCUGCUGCCCCGCCCCAAGGAGCGGAUCAAAAUGAGCCACAUGCUCGCUAGUCUGGGCGGCGCCGGUAAGGUCGCGGGAGCCCGCAGACGCAGUCUCGACGGCGGCGGAUAUGCGGGGCAGGUUGCUGUCUCGAUGGGUGCGAAUACAUCGACCACGACGACGGCGGCGCUGAUCGAUAUCGGACCCGAGCGUAUCGCGGACUCGAUGCGCAAACCGGAACUCAGCGUCUUUGAUGGGUACUUUCAGCAGCAGUCGCGCAGGCUUGAGCCCGCGGGGGGGUGGUAG